Messenger RNA from Arachis duranensis, 1835 nucleotides. RefSeq lists its product as uncharacterized. Lineage: Eukaryota; Viridiplantae; Streptophyta; Magnoliopsida; Fabales; Fabaceae. The record is from RefSeq and is a predicted model, not a curated record. Bases 379 to 1404 code for a protein of 341 amino acids. Gene Ontology annotation, cellular component: membrane. Gene Ontology annotation, molecular function: metalloendopeptidase activity. Gene Ontology annotation, biological process: CAAX-box protein processing. The transcript has 4 exons.
ACAAUCCCUGUAGUGAGGUGAUAUAUCAGAAAUGAAUCUGGUGAGAAAAUUUUAUAUAAAUCUAUGCAGAAAACAAGACGAUUGGUUGAAAAGAAAACAAGUUAAGUGGUCGUGUUUGAUGUGUGGAUGAACAUAUACACAACAAUCUAGAAGUACAACACAGCCCAAGCUUCAAUCUACAUUCAUUCCUUCAUUCCCACAGCUACUAAACCUACAACCUCUUACCCUCACCUAACCUAGGCACCUCAACCAAACCAGCUUCGGCUUCGGCUUCGGCUUCGGGCUCCCAAUACUGUUCCUUUGUUGCUUUAAUAAAGAUAUAAUUUUGAGUGCAGCGUUUUGAUUUGCUUAGUUUGGCUUAGGAAUUGGUUUUUAUCAAUGUUGAGCACCUCUACUCCUUCUUCUUACUCUGGGUUUUGUCGCUUCUUUCUUCCAAUUAAGCCAUCUCCCCGACCCCCCACCCUAAACCCCUUUCGGAUCUUCGAUUCUCGUCAACGCUCUCCAACCAACAAAUUGAGUAUUUCGUGCUUUAGGCAAGAACACCAUUCUCCGGAAACACCCAAGCCUGAAGUUAUAGAGCACUAUCUCCCCGAGGAAUUGGUGCAAUCUGAAUUCAAUCACACUAGUGUCGCUAAAAGUGACCGGAAAUCGAAUCUCCAGAAGACUGCGGAGUUAGUAUUCAAGGUAUUUGGCAGCCGAUGGGUUGUACCAUGGAGUGCACUGACGAUAUUGCAAGUGAUGCUUCUUUGGACAUCUGCGUUUUGGUUUAUAGGAACCUGGAUGAUUCCUUUUGCAGCUCAUGUAUCUGGUCUCAGCAAGGAAUCUUUGACAUUGAGAGGACAGGCACUGUUUAGUCUCAUCACUGAUGUAACUGAGGGACUUGCUGGGAUCGCGAUUCUUCUUCGCUGUCUUUCACGAUUUCGUCCCCUCCCACCCGACUGGUUCAAGUUCAGCUUGAAAGGGAAUUGGCAACUAGAUGUUAUCAUAGGGUGUCUCAUGUUUCCUUUUGUCAAUCGGCUCUCUCAAUUCAACCUGGAUCUACUACCUCUCUUGCCGUCUACCCCUGUCACCCUUUCAAGUGUUGAGCAAUCCAUAAGAUCAAGGGAUCCGGUGGCUAUGUUGUUAUAUGCAACUGUAGUAUCAGUUUGUGCUCCUGUGUGGGAGGAGAUAGUUUUCCGUGGUUUUCUACUUCCUUCUCUUACCAAAUACAUGCCAGUUUGGUGUGCAAUACUAGUUAGUUCAAUUGCCUUUGCACUUGCACAUUUUAAUAUACAGAGGAUGCUACCACUCAUAUUUCUUGGGAUGGUGAUGGGUGUCAUAUUUACAAGGUCAAGGAAUCUAUUGCCAUCAAUGUUAUUGCAUAGUCUGUGGAAUGCAUUUGUGUUCUUAGACUUGAUGAAAUAGCUUCUUGAGAGUUGACAGUAAUCAUGAUAUUUUAGCAAAGCUAGGACCCCAUAAUGUUAGUUGCUAUGCAGGCUAAUAGGAUGAUGCCGCCUUGUGCUUUGGAUCAGUGUCUUCAGAAGCAAAUGCUUACAAGUUACAAGAACAGAACGGUACCUCAUUCUUAAGGUAAACUGACAAAGUGCAUGUGCAAGGAGUAACAUGAGCUGGUGGGCUCUUACAAUUGUAUAUUACAGAAAUCAGUGCCCUUCUUUGUCCAUAUCUUUGAUGAAAUUAGUGGUAUUAUUUGAAAGCCAUUAUUCAAACCAUUCAUUUUAGAUAAAAUGAGGAUGGAAGACGGUUGUGUACUAUAUAAUGUCAAUUAACUCAUCUUUUGUUUUCUCUUUGGAAAAAUAAACCUCUAAUAAAACUAUUUUGGUCAUCAAAAGAUAAAA